UUGCUUCCUUUAGUAGAAGUUUGCGGCUCCUGCCCCAAUCCUGGCAAUGGUGAAAGAGAAGGAGAUAUGACUGGGAAAGUCAGGAAGACUUACCGACCACGAUCAAUCCAGAAGUCUUGGUUUGGGCAGUUUUCUUGGUUGAUAAGUGACCCAGAAGAGACCACGCUGUUUUGCUCAGCUUGCAAAGAACGCCCUUCCCUCCAUGACAAAUCUUCCAGAUUAGUUAAAGGGUACACAGGACCUUUCAAAGUGGAGACUUUAAAGUACCAUGAGGUCAGCAAAGCCCAUAAGCUUUGUGUCAACACAGCAGAGGUCAAGGAAGAUGCACCUCGGGCUUCCCUUGUUCCAGUGGUGCCAGAAAUUUCUAGUGACUUAAUGGCAAACAUGGAACACUUUUUUAAUGCUGCCUACUCCAUUGCUUACCACUCAAGGCCUCUGAAUGACUUUGAGAAGGUUCUGCAGCUUCUGCAGAGCACAGGGACCAUGAUCCUAGGCAAGUAUCGAAACCGUACUGCCUGUACCCAGUUCAUUAAGUACAUCUCUGAGACACUCAAGAAGGAGAUCCUGGAUGAUAUCCGUCAUUCUCCUUGUGUGAGUAUAUUGUUGGACAGCUCCACAGACUCAUCAGACCAGUCUUGUGUGGGGAUUUACAUAAGAUACUUCAAAGAGAUGGAGGUGAAGGAGUCUUACAUCACACUGGCCCCACUCUACAGUGAGACAGUGGAUGGCUAUUUUGAAACUAUAAUUUCUGCUCUGGAUGAACUGGAUAUACCAUUUAGGAAGCCUGGAUGGGUAGUAGGCCUGGGGACUGAUGGUUCAGCCAUGCUUAGCUGUAAGGGAGGUCUAGUAGAGAAGUUCCAAGAAAUCAUCCCUCAGCUGUUGCCUGUCCAUUGUGUGGCCCACCGUCUCCACCUAGCAGUAGUAGAUGCCUGUGGAAGCAUUGACUUAGUAAAGAAAUGUGAUCGGCAUAUCCGGACAGUGUUUAAGUUUUACCAGUCCUCCAACAAAAGGCUGAACGAGUUACAGGUGGGUGCAGCUGCCCUUGAACAAGAAAUUGUACGCCUAAAGGACUUGAAUGCCAUCAGGUGGGUAGCAAGCAAAAGACGGACACUGAAUGCACUGAUUGUGAGUUGGCCUGCUCUGGCCAGCCACUUGCAGAGCGUGGCAGAAGCUGGGGGCCAGAUUGGGCACAGGGCCAAGGGCAUGUUGAAGCUGAUGAAGAGCUUUCAUUUCAUUAAGUUCUGCCACUUUCUUCUAGACUUCCUAAGCAUCUACCGGCCUGUAUCUGAGGUGUGCCAGAAAGAGAUUGUUUUGAUCACAGAGGUAAACUCCACGCUGGAGAGGGCUUACAUUGCCUUGGAAACCCUCCUCCACCAGGCGGGGCCCAAAGAGGAAGAGUUCAACACCAGUUUCAAGGAAGGUCAACUCCAUGGCAUUCUCUUAGACAGGAUGGAGAUGGCUGAACAGCGGUUCCAGGCAGACAGAGAGAAGAUGAUUUUAACUGGGAUUGGAUACCUCCAAAGAAGGUUUGAUGCUGAUCGAUCGCCCCAGCUCAAGAACAUGGAGGUGUUUGACACUAUGGCCUGGCCAGAUGGCAUUGAACUGGCUAACUUUGGGAACAAUGAGAUACUUAACCUAGCCAGACAUUUUGAGCUCUCCCUCCCCCCAGGCUACAGUGAAGAAGGCCUCCUAGACGAAUGGCUGGACCUAAAGACCAUUGCCAAGAACCUUCCCUUCUCCAUGCUAUGCAAAAAUGCCCUUUCCCAGCACUCCCGCUUCCCUCUGCUGAGUCAGCUCAUGGCAGUGGUGGUCUGUGUGCCCAUCUCAACCUCUUGCUGUGAGCGUGGCUUCAGUGCCAUGAACCGAAUCAAGACAGAUGAGAGGACCAAGCUUUCCAAUGAAGUCAUCAACAUGCUUAUGAUGACAGCAGUGAAUGGUGUGGCAGUCACUGAGUAUGACCCACAGCCUGCCAUACAGCAUUGGUAUCUGACUUCAUCAGGCCGUCGCUUCAGCCAUGUCUACUCUUGUGCCCAAGUGCCACCUCGUGCUGAUGUGGGUGCUGAGCUCAGGAAUGAGAACACGGGAACUCUCUAUAUGGAGGAGGUGGUGUCCCAGGAGCCAGCCAUGCAACCCUAUGGGAAGCCUGUCAAGAUACCACAAGAUUAUGUCAGAGACUCAGCUAAUGGACUUAGAUGCCUCACAGAAGCCAAGAGACCCCAGAACUGUCCUAAUGAAGAAAAGAUCUUCCAGGAGCAGGAAAGCCAAGGGCUACCUCAGAGAGCCACCUAACCAACUUUUGGGGAAAAGGCAGGGAUCAUCUGAAAAUUCCUUGUGGGCACUGAUCAGCUGCAUGCUGACCAGAGCUCUGUUCCUAGGAACUCAGGGAGAUGCAGCCCUUGCCGGGCCACAUCCUUCUCACCAGGCUUAGCAGCGGGUCCAUGGUGGGGCAAGUCCUUUAUGUUAAUGUGAAAGGAAAUUUUUUAUUUUAAUUUCCUUUUUUAAAAGUCCUAGAAGUCAAAAAGGACUUGCCCUCAUAACUGGAAGAACUUCAAGCACAGGAACACCUGUCUGGUAGAGACUGUUUGGGAUCUGAGCACUUUAUUCCCAGGGACCACUGGGAAAUAUGUCUGGGAGGCUGCCUGCUUACUUGCAUUAUGGGUACUACGUCAUUGGUAAAGAAGAAGGGGAGAACUUGGCCCAGAUGGGGGCCAUAGUGUAAGAGAGCAAUGCUGAUUUAUGGGGCUUCCAAUCUAAGUAUUCUAGGCCAGGAGCUUAGGGACUUCCUCAUUUCCAGGGUGGGUGUAGACAUCUAAUGUGAGCCUGAACCUGGCCAAGGGAGAAUUCUCCCCUCCUGGAAAGGUUCCCUUUUUAAGGUCAAUAACCUUUCAGACCUAAGCACUGGAGAAAGACCAGUCCCCUAGGACUAGUGUGAAAAUGAGAGGCAUGUAUGGGCCCUAGACUCAUCUUAUUUCAAAUCAGGAUCAGAAGUAGUGCCACACCUGUCACCAUCUCUGAUUAUAAAUACAGGCCAAGAGCAGAAGCCACCUAAAAAUAUAAGAGCCUUCUGUCCACUGCAACUUCUGCUGUUGAUUAUAAGGUUCCUUUUAUCCAGAUUGAUUGCCCUUUUCCUAAUAGAUUUGUUCCAUAUUCCCAAGAUACCUGAAAUCUUUCUGAGAACAUCUACCCCUUGGCACCUUGUGCCACUCACUAUGCAGACACAACUUUCAUGACCUGAUUGAGCCUUAGGCACCAUCUUGACUCCCCUUUUCUCAGCCAGGGUGGAACCUCCUGUUCCACGUUUGUCUCUUGGAACCUAAUCACAGUGCCUCGUUCAACCAGAGGGUUCAGGAAUUUGAGAUAUAUCUUGUCCUCCAAGCCUUGAGCUGCCCUUUCCAGCAUAGCUGGAUUGGGAGCCCCAGUCCUCCCAUCUACCCAUGCUGAUUUAGUGAGUCUAUCUAAGGAGCUUGGGAAUUAGUCUCAGAUGUAUAAAUGGGCUUCUGAGAACUGGGUAUGGAUUGGAGGAAGACAAAAGUGGCUGCCCCAGGUCUGCAUGGUGAGUGGUGGUGGCUGGUACAUGCCCAGUCCCCAGGGGCCUUGAGCUAGUUCCAUGGUGACAUUCCAUAGAAUUCCUUCCAUCCUGGGGCUGGACUCCCAUUCCUGUCCUCCUAUUAUCUUCUGUUCUAUUUUCUUCCCGAACACCUUGCCAACCUUAGCCUUCUAAAUGCCCUAAUCAGGGCAUGAGGUCAGUUUGAUCUUUAAUUCUGGACAAGGGGUUUCCUCUGUGAGAUGAAUUUGUGAUCAGAGGUGGAAACCAUGCUAGAGAAGCCUGUGAGGGUCUUGUUGGGACCGAUGUCAUUGCUGAAUUCUUAGUUGGAUGCACUUUGAAAGAGGCUGUCCAUUGCUGGCUUUUUGAGCUGGUUAGUCCUCAGACUGUGGUGACUGAAAAUGCUAUUUAUUUGUAAAACGCAGUGUUUGUAAAUGUACAGUUUACAUAAACUUCCUCUCUGUAGGGUGGGUAUCACAGAAGGAAGGGACACUUUUUCUACUAGACAUCUUAUAACUCUUUAACCAAGGGCAAAGGGAUUUUUACUGAAGUUUUUGCUUGAGAGCUCAGAAUAGAAAGUUAUCUGGCAGAAAUGGGCCUGGGGAAAGCCUCAAGGCUCAAAUUUACUUUCAAUUUGACUUUCAUUGUCUGUUUUGGAAACUGGGCCGAGGAAAUGGUCCUCCUUGUGUCUUAAAUGGCCUGUACAGAUGGGUAAGGAGGAGACAACAUUUGCCCUGGAUAAGGCUUCAGGCUGUAAUCCCCUGCUUAAAGAGACCUCUACCAUCAAUAUAUUUCCAUGUGCAUUAUCUCCUUCCCUAUGGCUGAUGUCCACUACAGCUGUCAUUAUGAGUAACCAGCAUUCUAACCAAUAGCUCUAAUCAAUAGCCAUAAGAAUUGGGGCUGAGAAAGAGAGGAGUUUCCCCACUUCCUUUCUUCUACCUAUCCAUGUGCCAUGAGGGCUGUGGCCAUGAUCUGGAUGCCAGUCAUAUUCACUCUUGUCAGUUCUAGUGCGUCCUGGCAGAGAGUCUUUUGUUUUAUGAGUAUUUACCAUCUGGAUGACAGUAAGGACAGUCAAAGCAACCCAGCCAGUGUCCACUCAGCCGGGAAUUUACAAAGUGAGGGCAUUGUCGCUUGGUUCAGAUCUGUGCAGAAUGUUGUUGUUUUUUAAAAAACACAUUUGAUUCUUAAUCUUUUGCUAUAUGAAUAAAGCAGAGUUUUAUUUCA
Molecule: messenger RNA, 4768 nt
Organism: Trichosurus vulpecula (common brushtail)
Lineage: Eukaryota; Metazoa; Chordata; Mammalia; Diprotodontia; Phalangeridae
Gene: ZNF862
Product: zinc finger protein 862
Exons: 2
Coding region: 67-2289 (740 amino acids)
Molecular function (GO): protein dimerization activity
Source: RefSeq, a predicted model, not a curated record